GGAUAGUUCACAUUUCCCAGGCGCAUCAUCAGGGCUGACGUGGGCUCUACGUGUGCAGCGAGUCGGGCUUCCUCUUCACCCGUAACGAGUGACGAGACUCUACGUAGAACUCGGGCCGAUCACCAUGGAAACUGCAACCAUAGCGCAACAGGAAGCCAGUGCAACUCAGAAAAUAACAAGUGAGAUACAGUCAGAUUCUGACUCACUCACACAGGUGAACGAAGGUGUAGCUGUGGUGUCAUUACCUAAUGGACAGCCACUACAAGUGCAGGGAGUCAUUCAGUCAACACAGCCCUCUGUUAUACAGUCACCUCAGAUACAAACUGUGCAGGUAGCUUCUGAUACUGCCGGUCCGGGUACAACUCCAUCAGAUUCUCAGAAGAGGAGGGAGAUUCUGUCCAGACGCCCGUCAUAUAGGAAAAUUCUUAAUGAGUUGUCAUCAGAUGUACCUGCUGUGCCAAAGAUCGAGGAAGAGGAGAGAGUUGAGGAAGAAGCCCCGCCCACCUCUAGUGUUGCUACGGUGACGGCACCAUCUUCAGUCUACCAGACCAGCUCUGGGCAAUACAUAGCAUUCACUCAGGGUGGAGCGAUACAGCUGACCGGCCCUGGAGGAGAGGCCUUGCAAGGGGUUCAGGCUCUGACUCUUCCCAGCCCUGCCACACCCCAGCCCGGGGCCACUAUCCUGCAGUACGGCUCCCAGCCUGGAGACCCUGGCCAACAGCUACUGCUAAGUGCUGGACAGGUGCUCGUUCAGGCUGCCACAGGAGACAUGCCAGCGUAUCAGAUCCGCUCCCCGUCGUCCGGGUUACCACCAGGUGUCGUCAUGGCAGCGUCGCCGGGGGCCAUGCACAGCCCACAGCCAAAUGCAGAGGAGGCCACACGCAAGAGGGAAGUCCGCCUGAUGAAGAACAGGGAGGCGGCGCGUGAGUGUCGCAGAAAGAAGAAAGAAUAUGUCAAGUGUUUGGAGAAUCGCGUCGCUGUGCUGGAAAACCAGAACAAGACUCUCAUAGAGGAGCUCAAAGCUCUCAAAGACAUCUACUGCCACAAGCCAGAAUAGCCCUCACAAACACUGCGCAAGGACUGUGUGAUACACAAACUACCUGUCUCCUCUCUUCUUCUGUCGCACCGCCUGGAUUUGAUCGUUUUCGCUCGUUUGUUUAGCCAAAUGUUUUUUUAUAAGAAGUUGCUAACGUUGCUUUGAGGAUGCUGAGGUCUUCUGCUGUCUGCAGUUUAUCCUCUUUCUCUCUCACACACACACACAUUUUAAGAUUGGCAUAUAUUAUUCCUCUUCUCUGUGUUGCGAAAAAACUGGAACUCUUCAUUGAUAUGUGUGGAAAAUGUAUGUGCUUUACUUUAAGUUGAACUCAAGAAAUGCAAAGAUCAUUUAGUAGAUGUUCACUGGUUGCACACUGCUCACGUAGGCAGCAUGUUAACAGUUUUGGCGCAUAAAUUUGGAGAAAAUACGCUGCAAGCCCAUUUGAAGCAACAUAAAAUAAUGGAGUGAUAUACUUAUUAACUGUUUGAUGCAGGUUACAUUUGUAGUAGAUGUUUAUUGGAUGUAUGUUGGGUCCUUUUCCUCAUGUAAAUUAGAUUUCAAUCACAUUUGUACAUUUCAAUAUUUAUUUUAUAAUAUGGUUUAUUAAUAAAUAAAUAAAUAAAUAAGUUAAUGUAGUACCCCAGAAAUCACUAUAUUUUCUGUAUAGAUUCCAGAUUCAGGUCAUGCUGUUUAUGUGUGCAGUGUGAAACACAAGUUUCCACAUAGUAGUUUUUAAAUCUGUGAAAUUAUGUGUGUUAGAUGGAUUAAACUGUUUUAAGUUGUUAAUUAGCAGUCAUGAGCUCAUGGCUGAAUGUAACAGUGACACAUAACUUCGCCAAGAAACGUGACAUAAUGUUGAUGAUUGCAUGGUGACAUGGUGCUUAAAGGGAUAGUUCACCCGAAUAUGUUGUGUGCACUAUUUUUCUUCUGUGGAAAACAAAAGAUGAUUUUUUUUUGUUUAAAUGUCACAUUGCUGUUGUUUUUUGACCAUGCAACCAAAGUGGUGUCCAAUGUUUUUGACCCUGUUGUUGUUCUUCAAAAUAUACUCUUGUUUUCCACAAAAGAAAGUCAUACAGGUUUAGAAUGACAUGAGGGUUAGGUAUGUUAAAUGAUGGCAGAAAUUUUAAAAUCUCUUUUAGACGGCUCUUAACUCCCUUUAUUUAUAUUAUAUCACACAGAUUUACUUUUAUUCAUUCAGCACACUUUUAUUCAAAAAGUGUACAAAUAAGAAAAAACAUAAGCACAAGCACACCUCUGUCAAUUGCCUCAUGUCUGUAAUUUAAAGUGUUUGUUAAUAUGCAGACAAACUAUAAUUUAGUAGGUUUGGUUUGAUCCAUUUGUUGGUUGAUUGCUCUGUUUGUUUGAGCAUCCCAAAAUAGCAACAUUGGAUCAACCAAUGGAGUGAGUUUGAGGCGGAGCUACCCAUUUGAAAAUAUUAUUUUUAUAUAUAUAUAGGCUAUAUAUAGCCUAUCUGUGCUCCGAUUGAUAAAAUGUGAGGAACAGUACAUUUUGCAUGGUGAAGGAAGGACAGUGGUGUAACAUUAUGAAUUGUGGAUGUUACUUACAUGUAGGUGAAUGUCACAAAAAUUGCUUUUGAUGUAAUAUUAUAUAUUAUCUCAGUACUAGUGAAUUUCUUUUUCAUUGUUUAUUAUAAUAUUAGAAGUGAAGUAUGGAAGUAAAGAGCUAUUUAUGAGUAAUAUAAGUGCUAGUUCUUUAAGUCAGACAGGUGGCACUAACUCAUAUUUCAGCUGUUGGGAUGCCUAUGUGUGUGUGUGUGUGUGUGUGUAUCUUCUGUUUAUCAGAUUGCUAGUCAUCAUGACUUCAUCUUCACUUACAGCCAAUCAUGUUUCUGUGUUUUGACGCUGUUCUAUUUUAUGUAGUCUGGUCAGAAAAUGGAUUUGGUUUGAUAUAUAAAUAAUAGAUUAUGUUUUCAAUUAACCUCUUAAUUAGACUCUUAUUGAUUGAUGUUAAUAUAACAUCAAGAUUGUAUGCCCUGCCUUUCUUUAACACUGUACAGAGCGCUGACAUCUAUUUUUAAUAAAAUAUUUUUGUAAAUGUA
Pimephales promelas (fathead minnow) is the source of this 3095-nucleotide messenger RNA. RefSeq names its product cAMP responsive element modulator a (gene crema). Gene Ontology annotation, biological process: regulation of transcription by RNA polymerase II. Gene Ontology annotation, molecular function: protein binding; cAMP response element binding; DNA-binding transcription factor activity, RNA polymerase II-specific. The record is from RefSeq and is a predicted model, not a curated record. Lineage: Eukaryota; Metazoa; Chordata; Actinopteri; Cypriniformes; Leuciscidae. Gene Ontology annotation, cellular component: nucleus; ATF4-CREB1 transcription factor complex.